Molecule: messenger RNA, 630 nt
Organism: Closterium sp. NIES-65
Lineage: Eukaryota; Viridiplantae; Streptophyta; Zygnematophyceae; Desmidiales; Closteriaceae
Source: the annotation of a GenBank genome assembly
AUGGCCACGCUGAGUGUCCUCAUGUUCAAUCCGGAGGGCCGCCCGAUGGAGUUCGAUGCGUGGCUCGACGACCUACAACUGCUCUUACUGAGCGAUUCCAAGGACGGAGUCUCACUGUUUGACCUCACGUCUUGCGCCUCUUUCGCCCCUGCCACAACAGCUGACAAUACGACUCGCUCACUGUGGCUUACUUGUGAUGCUGCUGCUUGCUUAGCCGUUCUCGCCUCUGCUGCAGCUGUUGACUACCUUCGUGUUGAGGAGGUAGGAGCUGCGCUUGCCCCUAGUGGGAGGCGCCGUAGCGGCAGGGGCAGGGGAGGCAGGGGCGAUAGGGGCGGUAGAGGUGCAGGCGGUGGGGGCGGUGGAGGCGGUGGAGGGGGCGGCGGUGGCGGAGGGAGUGGUGGUGGGGGUGGAGGUGUAUGUGGCGGCAGUGAUGGCGGCAGUGGCGGUAGUGGCGGCGGCAGUGGUGGCGGCAGCGGGAGUGGAGGCGGUGGCAGUGGUGGCGGCCGGGGUGGUACGAGUCAGAGGGGAGGCCUGGGCGGUGGUCAGAGGCAUCAGCAGGGUCACCUUUCGCCCCAAGAGCUACGUGAGUGGUUUGCUCAGAGUGGGGCGGCUGGGGGUAGUGGUCUCUGA